Molecule: messenger RNA, 1184 nt
Organism: Pyricularia pennisetigena
Lineage: Eukaryota; Fungi; Ascomycota; Sordariomycetes; Magnaporthales; Pyriculariaceae
Exons: 3
Coding region: 108-1184 (358 amino acids)
Cellular component (GO): cytoplasm; nucleus
Molecular function (GO): DNA binding; 5'-flap endonuclease activity; 5'-3' exonuclease activity
Source: RefSeq, a predicted model, not a curated record
AUGGGUAUUAAACAGCUUUUUACGAUUAUUAAGGAGAAUGCUCCGGCCGCGAUCAAAACCGGAGAAAUCAAAAACCAAUUUGGUCGCAAAGUCGCAAUUGUAUCUCCAUGAGCAUUUACUCCUUUCUCAUCGCAGUCCGUUCGAAUGGCGAAAUGCUCACAAACGAAGACGGGCAAACAACAUCCCACCUGAUGGGAAUGUUUUACCGGACAUUACGAAUGGUCGACAAUGGCAUCAAGCCUUUGUAUGUGUUCGAUGGCGCCCCGCCAAAGCUUAAGUCUGGUGAGCUCGCUCGUCGAUACCAGAGAAAACAAGAGGCGCUCGAAGGUCUCGAGGAGGCUAGGGAGACCGGAACAGCCGAGGAUGUAGAAAAGUUCUCACGGAGGACGGUUCGGGUGACGAGGGAGCACAACGAGGAAUGCCGGCAGUUGCUUAAACUUAUGGGCAUCCCCUAUAUAAUCGCACCCACUGAGGCUGAGGCUCAAUGUGCCGUUCUCGCACGAGCUGGCAAGGUUUUUGCCGCAGCCAGUGAAGAUAUGGAUACCCUAUGUUUCGACUCCCCAAUUCUCCUUCGUCAUCUCACCUUCUCUGAGGCGCGCAAGGAACCGAUUCAGGAGAUUCAUGUCGAUAAAGUUCUAGAGGGUCUCGAUAUGGACCGUAAGCAGUUUGUUGAUCUCUGCAUCCUCCUUGGCUGCGAUUACCUCGACCCCAUCCCCAAAGUUGGACCUAGCACUGCACUCAAGCUCAUUCGUGAGCAUGGAUCACUUGAGACGAUUGUGGAGAAGAUGAAGAAGGGCGAGUUGAAAUACACAGUGCCGGAGGACUGGCCAUUUGAGGAUGCACGGGACUUGUUCUUCAACCCUGACGUGCACCCUGCCGACCACCCAGAUUGCAAUUUCAAGUGGGAGAAGCCAGACGUUGAGGGCUUGGUCAAGUAUCUGGUCACAGAGAAGGGAUUCUCCGAGGAUCGCGUCAGACCCGGUGCAUUGAGACUGGAGAAGGCCCUCGGCACCUCCCAACAACAACGCCUCGAGGGCUUCUUCAAGCCGGUGGCACGAACUGCAGAGGAGCAGAAGGCACACAAGCGCAAGCUCGAGGUGAAGGCCGAGGAGGCAAAGAAGAAACUCAAGGCCGAAAAGAAGGAGAAGGCAAAGGCCAAAGCCAGACCUCGUGGUACAGCUUGA